AUAGGAAGUACGAACGCGUAGUAAUCCGAUUAUGAACGCGUAGUAAUCCGAAAAUGUUUAAUAAUUUUCCCCACAAAACUACACGAUUCCAUUCUUUACUCUCUCCGUUCUUUACUCUCUCCGUCAAGGCUUGAAUUUCGCACCGUUUCGGUGAAUCUUGCGCGCCAAGCAGGUACGCUGACACUGAGCUCUCGUAAUUCUAGAGAGAGAAACAGAGAGAGAGAGCGAUCAUGGCGGCAUUGAGAAGACUCGCGAGGACAGUUCAGACGUGUCGUGUUCUUGCUUCUUCCAAAACCCUAACCCCUGCUCAGCGCCAACCCUAUCACCGAUCCUUUGAGCACCAUAUCCAUAACUAUGCACCUGAAGGUCAGCGGCUGAGAUCAGUGACUCCGGUUAUCUUGGCUGGAUUGUUUGGAGCUGGACUACUACAAAUAGCCCAUGCAGAUGCUGAUGAGGCUCCUCCAAAAACUGCUUUGCCAUCAGAAUCUCCUUCUAGUCAUGGGGACUUGGAGGAAAUUGCAAGGAAAGAGAGACAGCGGUUAGAGGAAUUACUCAAAAGCAAAGGAAUGCUAUAUGGUUCUUAUCCUCGGUUUACUGUUGCUGUUAAGGGCCAAAAGAUCACGAUCAAAUUCCAAAUUCCUCCGACCUGUGAAAUUCCACUCUUGAUUGCAAACCUUGUUUCAAGCCUUGGACUGAAGGUUGAAGACCGUGGUACUGGAUCAGACAUGGUGUUGCGGGCUUGGGAUAGUGCAGUUGCUUGGCAACUAACACUUAGUCGUCCAGAAAAACAAAAAGAAACUAGUGGGGUUCAGGGGCAUCCAGAUGAUACAAAUGCACUUGACGGAGAUUUAUGCAUUCUCAUGUUUCGUUCACUCAUUAGCACUGACAAAGCGGAAAUUGAGUUCAUAAAGCGGGGGAGCUUUAGUUCCAAGGAGCUUGAUGCUUUGGUAUCUGUGUUACAAUUAGCAAGACAAAAUAGAACCUUGGAAACAAAACCAAGGGGGGAUACUACACAGAAGCCAUCUUCAGAAAAAUCAGUUUCUAGUCUAGAGGCCAUGGGAGUGAGAAUCUAUGGACUUAAUGAGCCCAAUCUCGGUCAUUCACAGACUGAGAUAUCAUGGGACAAUAUUGCUGGAUAUAAUCAGCAAAAACGGGACAUUGAAGACACAAUAUUGUUAGCUCUUCAAAGUCCUGAAGUGUAUGAUGACAUUGCUCGAGGAACCCGUACUAAGUUUGAGACAAAUAGACCGCGAGCAGUGCUCUUUGAAGGUCCACCAGGUACUGGGAAGACAUCUUGUGCUCGUGUAAUAGCUAAUCAAGCGGGUGUUCCAUUGCUUUAUGUGCCAUUGGAGAUUGUUAUGUCAAAGUAUUACGGUGAAAGCGAACGAUUGUUAGGAAAAGUGUUUUCCCUCGCCAAUGAGAUCCCUAAUGGCGCUAUUAUUUUUCUAGAUGAGGUUGAUUCUUUUGCUGUUGCUCGUGACAAUGAAAUGCAUGAAGCUACACGUAGAAUCUUAUCAGUGUUAUUACGGCAGAUUGAUGGAUUUGAGCAGGAGAAAAAAGUGGUGGUCAUUGCUGCAACCAACAGAAAGCAAGACCUUGAUCCUGCUUUGAUUAGUCGGUUUGAUUCUAUGAUCACCUUUGGCUUACCAGAUCAGCAGACCCGUCAGGAAAUAGCAGCUCAGUAUGCAAAGCACUUGGCAAAAUCUGAUUUAGCUGCAUUUGCCAAGGUUACUGAUGAAAUGUCUGGAAGGGACAUCAGGGACGCCUGUCAGCAAGCAGAGCGACGCUGGGCAUCUAAGAUCAUUCGAGGCCAAGCAAAUAAAGAUGCAGAAAAUGGGUCGCUUCCACCUCUCCAAGAAUACAUUGAGAGUGCUAUGGACCGGCGUAGGGCUUUACUUGGUAUUGCGGAUCAAAGUAGCCCAGAUCCUUCUGCCAAGAAACCGCAGUUAGACUUCGUCUAAGGCACUUUUGGAAGGUCAAAAAGGAUGCGUCAGUGACUUGUUCACUUUGGUUUGUUCCCAUGUCAUCUCUUCGAGCAAGAUGUACCAAUGUAGUUAGUGAUGUUGAACCAAUCAUGGAUGAUAUUAGAUAUUUACAUAUAACACAGUGCGAUAUAUAUAUACUCUUUUACCUGUAAAGACAAAACUGGCAGAUUAAUUUUGUUCAUAUUAUUUUGAUUAAUAGAACUAUGCUAAUUGGGUUUUCAA
This is a messenger RNA of Camellia sinensis, 2207 nucleotides long. Its product is annotated as P-loop containing nucleoside triphosphate hydrolases superfamily protein. NCBI's taxonomy places the organism in Eukaryota, Viridiplantae, Streptophyta, Magnoliopsida, Ericales, Theaceae. The record is from RefSeq and is a predicted model, not a curated record. Gene Ontology annotation, molecular function: ATP hydrolysis activity; ATP binding.